AUGUCGAAAAGUACAGUGUGUGAUAUAAAGAGACAGAAAGAUAAUAUUAGAAAGUUCCUUGCUGUAAGUGAUAGUGGUACAUUAAAUAAAAGAAAAACGAUAAAAGGUUCUACAAAUACAAUAUUAGACGAAGCUGUGUAUAAAUGGUUUAACCAAGAGCACUCUGUGGGUAUGCCACUUGGUGGCGAUGCCAUUAAGACUGCCGCAGAUAAAUUGGCAGAAAAGAUUAACAUUCCAGAUUUUCGAGCAAGUGAAGGAUGGUUACAAAGGUUUAAGAAUAACAUAAUAUUAACCCUUAAACUGCACAAAACUGCAUAUAAAGUGUUGAGUGACUGA
This is a messenger RNA of Procambarus clarkii (red swamp crayfish), 336 nucleotides long. The record is from RefSeq and is a predicted model, not a curated record. NCBI's taxonomy places the organism in Eukaryota, Metazoa, Arthropoda, Malacostraca, Decapoda, Cambaridae.